Triplophysa rosa is the source of this 6105-nucleotide messenger RNA. RefSeq names its product transcription factor 3b (gene tcf3b). Gene Ontology annotation, molecular function: DNA-binding transcription factor activity, RNA polymerase II-specific; protein dimerization activity; RNA polymerase II cis-regulatory region sequence-specific DNA binding. Gene Ontology annotation, biological process: regulation of transcription by RNA polymerase II. The record is from RefSeq and is a predicted model, not a curated record. The transcript is spliced from 21 exons. Lineage: Eukaryota; Metazoa; Chordata; Actinopteri; Cypriniformes; Nemacheilidae. Bases 560 to 2494 code for a protein of 644 amino acids. Gene Ontology annotation, cellular component: transcription regulator complex.
UUUCUACCGUCAACCUCCGCCGGAAAUUAUAGUUCCUAUUAUCAAUCCUUUUUUGCGGAAACCAUUAUCGUAGCAGAUACGAUUAACAGACGAUUAACAACUAUACCGAGCGUUUUGACUAAUUUCUGCAUUUCCGUUCGUAGACUUCGUCGCAAAAACUCUUGACUCUCCCGGGCUCGUGAAACUGGACACCCCUUGCGUUUGAGGCCCCUCUUUCCAUGCGGAGGAAUACAUUGUUGCGGCUCACAAUGUGGAUGGAGGUGGUCAAGAUGUCUACUAGAAGAAUGAAUUCACCUCAAUUGUAACAACAUAAAGGAAGUCGUGGCGCGGGAUUGUCUGGAUACAGACCUGCAACAUUGUAUUUAUGGCGUUGAUGUUUUGUAGAGCGAUGUCAAAGGAGGAAUAAGACACGUUGUUUCGCCCUACCAACGCUUUUAAUGUGCCGUGCUUCAAAUUCGUCCAAGUUUUAUGGUUUUUCUCUACGAGGUUCAACCUUUCUUUUUUUACUACUGGAUGUGAGGCAUCUUAUAAACAAAGGGUUCUUUAAAGACAGAGGGGUAUGACCGAGCCACAGCAGAGAAUGACCACGGUUGGAACAGAUAAGGAACUCAACGACCUGUUAGAUUUUAGUGCGAUGUUUGCACCCCCUGUGGCCAAUGGGAAGAACAGGCCAACCACACUCGCCAGCAGUCAAUUCGGUGGUACAGGUAUGGAUGAACGUACUAGUCCCUGGGCUGGCGGUGAUCAGAAUAGUCCUUCUUUCAGCCAGGUACGGAGCUAUGGAGAGGGCUACAACGACCAUGAUGGACUGUCUUCUCCAUUUCUUGGCACAGGGAUUAGCGGUAAGAAUGAAAGAGCUCCAUAUUCUUCCUUCGGUGGUCAGCCCGGGUUUCUGCCGUCAGACAUCACCAUGCCCUCUGCAGACGCCAUGUCCCCAUCCGGCCUGAAAUCCGGCUCUCAGUUCUAUUCGUCAUACCCCAAUAACCCUCGGAGACGCCCCUCGGACGGAGCAAUGGACCCCCAACCAAAAAAGAUUCGAAAGCCAUCGGGACUGCCGUCUUCUGUUUAUGCCGCCACCUCUGGUGAGGAUUAUAUCCGCGACAGUGCCGCCUACCCAGGCUCCAAACCUGGUUCUGUGUACCCAGGAUCCUUUUACAUGCAAGAAGGCCUCCAUUCCUCUUCGGACCCCUGGGCCCCCUCUGGAUCCUUAGGCCAGUCGGGCUACACGGCUAUGCUGGGGAAUUCACCGCACAUCAGUCAGCCCGGCUCUUUCUCGGCAAUCAACCCACAGGACAGGAUGAACUACCCUUUGCAUGGAGCGGACGUCAAUGGUUUUCAUUCGGGUUCUGCGGCCUAUAGCCACACGUCCUCCAUGAAUGGAACAGACAGCCUUAUGGCCGGUAGAGGCACCGUCACGGGCAGCUCAGGUGAUGAGAUCGGAAAAGCUCUUGCCUCGAUCUACCCUUCGGACCACAACAGCAACAACUUCUCUUCUUCUCCUUCCACUCCUGUGGGCUCCCCUCAGGGCAUUGCAAGUACAGCUCAGUGGCCAAGACCCUCUAGCCAGGCUGCUUUGUCUCCUAAUUAUGAAGGUGGACUACAUGCAUUGCAGAACAAAAUGGAAGACCGGCUGGAGGAGGCCAUCAAAGUACUGCGCAGCCAUGCGGUUGGCCAGGCCCCGGGAAUUCCUGGAGCCCACGCCGACAUGCACGGCCUACUGGCCGCUGUCUCUUCUGCCAGUGGACCCAUGGGAGGUAUCCCUCAAGCCUUCUCCAACCCUGGACUGCCCCUCAGCAACAGACACCCUGCCAUGGCUGGUAGCCACCAUGACGACCACGCGUGCCUUCCUGCCAGCAGCACCUUGUUGCAGUCGGCUCAUGCUUCAGGCGCCUCACAACCUGGAGGAGCAUCUGAGAGUUUCAGUAGUUUGCCUGGAGGUCUGGGUCAUGCGACGCAUUCCUCGAACAAGUCCGAUAUCAAGAAUGAAGACAAAGAGGAUGAUGAUAACUCCUCUGUGGCUGACAAGUCUGAGGAAGAGAAGAAGGAAAGCAAACCGUCACGCACCAGACCAAGAAAGGAGGUGUUUACCCAUCAAGCCCUUUCAGUUUUAUCAGACCAGGGAGAAGAUCUGGACAACGAAGAUGACGAGGACCUGCCGCCGGAGUUAAAGAUGGAAAGGGAGAAGGAAAGGCGGGUGGCCAACAACGCACGAGAGCGACUGCGUGUCCGCGACAUCAACGAGGCCUUCAAAGAGCUUGGCCGCAUGUGCCAGCUGCACCUGACCAACGACAAACCCCAGACCAAACUGCUCAUACUGCAUCAGGCUGUCAACGUUAUCCUUAAUCUGGAGCAACAAGUCCGUGAACGCAAUCUGAACCCCAAAGCAGCCUGUCUGAAGCGACGCGAGGAGGAAAAGGUGUCUGGGGUGGUUGGAGACACUCAGAUGCAGCUGUCUGGAGCUCAUCCAGGCUUGGGUGGAGAUGGACGCAUGUGAUAAUGUGAUCCAGUGAAAUUUCUUGGGGCUCCUGGAGGAAGUGACUCUUGAAUUCUUCCAUUCUCAUUCUCUCUGUGCAUAUAGUGACUUGGAAAACAUGGAAAACACACACAAACCUACCGGCGAAACUGACAGAUUUUCUGUGGCGAUCACUCUGGACCACAAAUUACCAGCACAAAUGUGAAGAACUCUUUCUCAGUUUUUUUUCUGCUUCCGUACAAUGAUGGAUCAUAGGAAUAGGCAGGUUCUGUCCACAACUGACUUUUUCCCGCUGCAGAGAGAGAAAGUUACAUUGAGAGACGAGACCAAUGUCGACAAACAUCAAGUUUAAUCAUGGAUUUGUGCCUAAUUGUUACAUUUUAUAUAAGAUGCAAACUGCUUGUAUGGAACAAAGCGGUUUGGGAGUUGCUUGUAUAUGAGCAAACUUUUUUUUUAAAUUGUGGUUUCUCAUUCCCUACUGAAAGAUACAGUCUUAUGUGCGUUGUGUAACCAAACCCCACGAGAAAGGGGAAAGAACCUGUGGUGCUUACGAGGACUAUGUAUCCCAGCAUGCCUCUGCUCUGUGGGCCAGGGCUCUUCCAGAAUGGGAGAAAAGCACAUGGGCUAUCACAGCUCUCCGGACUGUUUAAAACCCGAUCGCGUGCUUGGAAACAGGAGAUUUGUUUUGCAUCACGCAUCAUCCAAUAUUAUUCAGCUCUAACGAUGCCAUUGACUUCGGCUCGUUCGUCCAAUCAGAAGGAAGAAACGUGAAUGGACAUUUUCGAGGUUGCGUUUUGCCACGUUCACAUCAGCUUCUGAUACGUAAAAACAUAAUGCUUGGAUUUUGAACAUUGUGUCUCUAAGCUCAUACAAAACUGCCAAGUUGAUCUUUCAUUUUUUUUGUAUUCCCCUUUAAUUUGUCCCACAUUGAUUGGCUGUUGUCAUGGUUGCCAAAAGUCCACCUUCACACAUGUCCACCUCACACUUAUAUGGAUGUUAUUUCGAUUUGAAAAAAAAAGUAAGAAUAUAUAUAAAUAUAUAUUUUUGUUAGUCUAUACAUUGUAGAUUUCUAAAUGACAAAAAAACGUAUUAGUUUGAAGUGUAGAGUCUAUAGUGAAUGCUCAGAGACAAGUAUGAUGGGCCGUACGUUUUCAAAGACCACGCCUAUAUUUUCAGAAACAAAGUAUGCACAACACCUUCAUCUGGGCAGGAGGGUUGUCCCGUGACAUUGGGGGUCCUAUAUAUUAUAGCCUACGUAGAGGGUCCACCCAUUCAAAUGUUGUCUAGGGAGAGAUUGGAUUGAGGUAGUCAAGUUGUGUUCACUUCCAAACCUUCCUGCUUUCAGGGAAGAAGGGGCUUUAUGCCGCAAGAAGUGUUCUUAGGCAAUGGUGUCGCGCAUCAGAACUAUAGACGGGCAGUGUUUGCCCGUCUAUAGUUCGAUCUCACCAACGCACACAAUGCAACUUGUUUGAAUGUAAGAUUCAAAUGUAGAGCACGCACUCAAACGUCUCUGUCAGACUGGCUAACUGUGUGUUCAGUUGUCAUUUCAAGGUCUCCAACCUGUUUAUCAUACAGAUGUCAGCGUGCAGCUUUGUUAACGUUUUAUUCGUUCAUUGGAUGUCAUGUAUGUGCUUGAGAAGACCUCCCGGAUGAUUUGAUUUGUAUGUAGGAUCAAUUUGGUGUUAAAGCCUUUGUAAUUGUCACAAUGUCCACAAUGGAUAUAAUUUCAAGGUAAAAACAUUUCACCGCGAGGAGGAUGAACAGUGUUGUUGUCCUGGAGUAUGAUGGAAACGUUAUCAAUUCUUGAUGAAGAUAAAACAAUGAGUUGUUGAACAUUUUUAUAUUGUGGCCUUCUUAUUCUCAAGACUGUCAUUUUUUGAGAGUGAUGCCUUGUUAGUGCCUAAACUUACUUUUAUUGUAAACUUGACCUUUUUUAUUUGAAAAUGCAAAAAUGGAUCAUCCAUCAAUUUCCUUUCAUCAGUUUUGUUUUUCUGGAAGUAUUGGCAUAUAGCGUUUAAUCAGCUAUUAGAAAUAUUGUAGUAUAAACUUUCAUAUUCAUUUAUAAUGCUGUGUUUGUGCACCUUUUGGCAAUUUUGGGAUACGUGUUAGUCAUCGAUUAGAGUGGAAUUGGUUUUUGGUUUUGAGAUGCUAGUGUCUCUAGCCCUGUGAUCUGUAAACCGAACCAGAAAUGGAAAAAGGUCUUUGAUUCAUCAAAUGACGGGGCUGGAACACUAGACUUAAAAAUAAUUCUCAUAUCCAGCCAUAGCAUACAUAAAGCAUCCAUUUUCUUUGCUACAUGUGGUCAUUUUGAAAAAAGUGUUUGACUUAUUUAGCCCCCUGCUUUCUGCUUCUUGUUUAAUACUUUAGCUGCUGGAGGAAGGUUGUAAUGUUUUUUUCGUUACCGAUAUGACGUUGCUCCAAGCAAAUUGGUUUUUAUCCCAUUGGUUGCUGCAGCAUUUUCUCUUGAAUGUCCAACUGAGUGAACCGUUGAAUGAAAUGUUCAUCGCGCACCACGUCGAAGUAAAUUCGCUGCCCGUGAUUUCCAUCGUUAUAAAGAUGUGUGUGAAUUUUACAGAACCUGGUGUCUUGCAGUUGCAGUAGGGACAUGAUCAAUACUGCUGUUGUGUCUUCAGAGUGCCUCCGGUUUUUGUCUUUUUUCUUUGUUUUUAUAAAUAUAUAUAUAAAGUAGAUAUUGAGAACUGUCCUGUAUAUAACAGUAAUGUAGCAAUAAAUGUGCCAUUUUUAAUAACAGAAUUAUACUUUUUUCCCCCAAUGUCUUGCUUUGGAUCUUGUAUACCUUCAAAGGAGUUAAAUAAAAUAAAACAUUGUAAAAAAAACUCAUUACUCGUUAUUUUGGGAAAAUAUAACAUGCUACUAAUUUUCCCAAACAAAACUUGACUGCACAAAACUAUAACUGUAUUAAUAACUUAUUCAAACACUUAGAUUGAAACAGCCUUACGUGUAGCAGCCAGCCUAUCAUUUGUGAUGCCUUCAUGCAUUUGUGUAAUCCUAAUUUAAAUGACAAUUAAUGCUACACCAUUAGCAUUUAUAAUGUUUAAGUGACGUAACUUAUAACAAGUUAAUUUUAAUGUUUUAUUUUGUACAUUAGUAAUCAUUACGUGAACGCCGUUACGUCAAAACGUGCAUCCUUCACCGCUCCAGAAUUUUCUAUCAGGCUUAAUAAUGGGCAGCCGCGGGUCCUGUCGCAGUCGUUGAACUUGUUUGUGGUGUAUUCUGAAUAGAAGGUUGACAACAACAUGCAAAACAUGAUAAAACGGAUAGGACCCAAAUAUGUCUCCAUUGUCAGAGCGUGGUAAGGUGAUUUUAUUUGGUGGUUUGCCAUUAUUAUUUUGGUAUCUACGAGGGGCGGGUCCUCCCACUUUUAGCACUUCGGUUUAACUUACUGUUAUGAUUCCCUUAUGAUUCUGGUACGCUGACAAGAACGCAUUGGUAGUGUACAUAAAUCAUAUCUAAAUUUUGAAACGUAGUAGUUCACCUUAUACACGAUUUCGGAGUUUUCAUUUUGUCAAUACGUAUUGCUGUAUUUUAUUGUUAUAUGCAAAGAAAACUAUGCCAUGUUUUCUUUCUAUCGGUCUGUCUUUUCGUGUCUAACGUUAUGAGUAUUUAUAACG